Messenger RNA from Monomorium pharaonis (pharaoh ant), 1045 nucleotides. RefSeq names its product farnesol dehydrogenase. NCBI's taxonomy places the organism in Eukaryota, Metazoa, Arthropoda, Insecta, Hymenoptera, Formicidae. Bases 182 to 916 code for a protein of 244 amino acids. The transcript is spliced from 4 exons. The record is from RefSeq and is a predicted model, not a curated record.
GAUCACUUCCUUUUUUCCAACAAAUUUAUUGAUAUACCUUGAUCGGCUAAUCUCUAGAUCUACUGAAACGGUUGAAUUUGAUCGUUGGUAUUGUCAGUAAACGAGUCGUUGGUGAGGGUAAGCAUUUAAAGAGAACUGGCAAUUUAGUCGGUCGACAGUUACAUGACAGAUUUUUGUUGCGAUGGAUCGUUGGGUAGGAAAAGUCGCAAUGAUCACUGGAGCAAGUUCUGGAAUAGGUGUGCAGAUCACGAGAGCGCUCGCGAAAAAUGGAAUGAAAGUGAUUGCUGUAGCGAGAAGACUGGAAAAGCUGGAAGAAUUAGCGAGAAAUAUCAAACUUGAGUUUAAAACUGAAGUAUGUACGUUGCAAUGCGACGUUCGACGGGAAGAGGAUAUCCUCAAAGUAUUUAAAUGGGCGGAGGAAAAAUUAGGCGGUAUUGACGUAAUGAUUAACAAUGCCGGUGUAAUUUCUCCCGAAGAAAUUAUAGAGGGAUCAACAGAGACAUAUCGUAAAAUUAUGGACGUGAAUGUGAUCGCAACAGCAAUUUGUUCACGAGAAUUAGUGCAGUCUAUUAAGAAGCGAAAAGCAUCGGGUUAUAUUAUUAAUAUUAGUAGUAUAGCAGGACAUAAUGUUGAAAUAAUCACUGAACCAGUGAGUUUAUAUUGCGCCAGUAAGUUUGCUGUCACUGCCAUGGCAGCGAGUCUACGCAAUGAAUUAAUAAACACAAAUCUCGAUGUAAAAGUUACGAACGUCAGUCCUGGCGCAGUAAGAACGCCUAUGCUAACGGAAGUUUACGGUUUAUCUAAUGCCAUUUCGAGCGGCCUUUUACCAGUCUUGGAAAGCGAGGACAUUGCAGAUGCAGUAGUCUAUGUUCUAAAUACGCCGUCCCACGUACAGGUGAUUACUAAAACAAUGUAAUUAUGUUGAUACUUUAGUUUAUUUAUAUUUGCAAUUACAAAUACUUGAUUGUAAAUUUACAAGAAAGAAACACAAAAUAAUCAUGUUUAAAUAAAUAAUUCAUAAAUAAUAAUGAUAACCAUUAUAUUA